UUAUUUUCGGCUAUCUUCGUUAAACCUCGUCUAUGUACAAAAUUUCGCCUGUAUAAGAGUCAAGAAAGGAUAAAACUUCAAGCGUUAAACUUAAAUUAAUUAAAGUGAACAAAUUAAAAAAGAAAAGAGUUAAUCAUCAUGUCUAUCAUAACAGUUUUAAGACAUAAUAUAAAUUUUAAUACAUUAUCAAUGUAUUCAUACGUUUGUAAGAAUUCACGAUUUCUAUCAUCCUAUAUAAAAUUUGCGGAACAUAAACCAAUAGAAAAAAUUCGAAACAUUGGCAUAUCCGCACACAUUGAUUCUGGGAAGACUACGUUAACAGAACGUAUAUUAUUUUAUACUGGAAGGAUAUCUCAAAUGCACGAGGUGAAAGGUAAAGAUAAUGUGGGAGCAACAAUGGACAGUAUGGAAUUAGAAAGACAAAGAGGCAUUACUAUUCAAUCAGCAGCCACUUACACAUUAUGGAAGGAUCACAAUAUUAAUAUCAUUGAUACUCCUGGUCAUGUAGAUUUCACAGUUGAAGUAGAAAGAGCUUUACGUGUUUUAGAUGGAGCUAUUCUUGUAUUAUGUGCUGUGGGUGGUGUUCAGUCUCAAACACUAACGGUAAAUAGGCAAAUGAAAAGGUAUAAUGUACCUUGCUUAGCAUUUAUUAAUAAAUUAGACAGAAUGGGUGCGAAUCACAAGAAAGUAGUACAGCAAUUGAAUGCUAAAAUGGGCCAUAAUGCUGCAUUUCUACAAUUACCAAUUGGUUUAGAAAGUAAUAUGAAAGGAAUAAUAGAUAUUAUUUCUCAAAAAGCAAUAUACUUUGAGGGAGAAUUUGGUAACCAGAUCAGAGAAGAUGAAAUUCCAUCAGAUAUGAGAAGUGAGGCAGGUAACACUAGACAAGAAUUAAUUGAACGUUUAAGUAAUGUUGAUGAAAAACUUGGAGAAAUGUAUAUAAACGAUGUAAAAGUACAGAAUGAGGAUAUUAAAAAUGCUAUUAGAAGAAAUUGUAUUAAGAGAAAAUUCACACCUGUUCUACUUGGAACUGCAUUAAAGAACAAAGGUGUCCAACCAUUGUUGGAUGCAGUUUUGGAUUAUUUACCUAAUCCUGGUGAAGUUGAAAAUUAUGCACUUCAAGAAAGAGGAGACGAAACUGUUAAAGUGUUAUUAGAUCCUAAGAGGACCUCUGGAAAUCCAUUUGUUGGAUUAGCAUUUAAAUUAGAAGCUGGCAAGUUUGGUCAAUUAACAUAUUUCCGCUGUUAUCAAGGAAUGUUGAGCAAAGCAGAUUAUAUAUAUAACACUAGAACUAAUAAGAAAGUUCGCGUGCAAAGAGUAGUACGACUUCAUUCCAAUCAAAUGGAAGAUGUAAAUGAAGUUUACGCUGGAGACAUUUUCGCAUUGUUUGGGGUAGACUGCGCAUCUGGUGAUACAUUUAUCAGUAAUCUCAAUUGCUCGUUAUCACUGGAAUCCAUGUUUGUGCCUGACGCUGUAAUAUCUAUGUCCAUUCAACCAAGGAACUCAAAGGACAGGGACAGCUUUGCGAAAGGAAUUGCAAGAUUCACUAAAGAAGAUCCGACUUUAAGGUUUCACUACGAUGUAGACAUCAAGGAAUCUAUUAUCUCGGGAAUGGGAGAGUUACAUUUAGAAAUCUAUGGGCAAAGAUUGGAACGGGAAUACGGGUGUCCUGUUACUUUUGGAAAACCAAAAGUCUCUUUCCGAGAGACGCUGAUGAGUUCUUGUGAAUUCGAUUAUCUUCAUAAGAAACAAACGGGUGGAGCUGGUCAGUACGGUCGUGUCACCGGAGUGAUAGAGCCACUGCCGCCUCACGAGAAUACCAAACUCGAGUUUGUGGAUAAAACGGUAGGAACCAAUAUUCCUAAACAAUAUGUCCCUGCUGUAGAACGAGGGUUCAGAUCAAUGUGCGAAUGUGGACAUCUUACUGGUCACAAAGUAGCCGGUGUUAAAUUCAUACUGAAGGAUGGUAUGCAUCACUGUGUUGAUUCCUCGGACUACGCAUUCUUUCUAGCAGCGCAGGGUGCAGUGAGAGAUGUGUACCAACAAGGAGCAUGGCGGCUGCUGGAACCGGUUAUGACGGUAGAAGUGACCGCCCCUUCAGAAUUUCAAGGAACAGUUAUAAGUCAGAUCGCGAAACGAAGCGGAAUUAUAUUAAACACGGAUACUUCCGACGGAUGGUUUGCCUUAGAGGCCGAAGUUCCGUUGAACGAAAUGUUCGGUUAUACAGGAGAAUUAAGGUCCCUUACACAAGGCAAAGGAGAGUUCACUAUGGAGUACGCGAGGUACAGCCCUUGCCAAUCAGCUCUAGAGGAGGAAAUGAUAAGGCAGCACCAAGAAUCGCAUAAUUUGAAUACCAAUGUACGAAAAAGAAAUCAAUGAAUAUACGAGGUCGUACUAAACUAGGAAUCAAUUUGACUUUGUAUAUUAAACGACGUUGUAAUAAACUAACUGUAGCUUUCUAAAUAUAAGUAUAUUUGUAACGGACAGUACGCAAUUACAAUCCGAAGUAUGUCUGGAGCUGGUCCUCCAUUCGUUACAAAACCGAUGACGAUAAAAUACGAAAGAACGAAUUAUUUUAUUUAGUACCUUUCACUUAUCGAUCACGAAUUACUCCGAAUGAAAAAUUACACAACACAUGCCUUGAAAUCACGAUGAUUUGAAUUACAAAAAGAACAUAGAAAGAACUAUUCCGUUCAAAUAUACCGACGUUCGCACGAUCACUGUCCGCUUUAACCUGAUUUGACGCGGUGAAACUUAAUUUAAUUAUAAAGUCUGAUAUUUAAUGUUGAACUUUGUAUAACGCCUCGAUACG
Molecule: messenger RNA, 2809 nt
Organism: Nomia melanderi (Alkali bee)
Lineage: Eukaryota; Metazoa; Arthropoda; Insecta; Hymenoptera; Halictidae
Gene: mEFG1
Product: mitochondrial translation elongation factor G 1
Biological process (GO): mitochondrial translational elongation
Cellular component (GO): mitochondrion
Molecular function (GO): GTPase activity; GTP binding; translation elongation factor activity
Source: RefSeq, a predicted model, not a curated record